CACUGAUUGGCGCACUGAUAGGUGGCACUGACUGCAUUGAUAGGUGGCACUGAUUUGCACUGAUAGGUGGCACUGAAAGGCAGCUCAGAUGGGCACUGAUAUGUGGCAUUGAUGUGCACUGGUAGGCACUAAUAUAUGGCACUGAUGGGCACUGGCAGGUGGCAUUGAUGAGCACUGACAGCUGGCACUGCUGGGGCUACACUGAUCAUCAGGGCACACUGAUCAUCAGUGCCCUGAUGAUCACUGUCAGCGUGACAGCUCAUGAGGAGGAAAAUGCCGAUAACCGACAUUUCCUUAUUUACAUGCGAUCAGCUGUGAUUGGA
This is a messenger RNA of Staurois parvus, 323 nucleotides long. The record is from the annotation of a GenBank genome assembly. NCBI's taxonomy places the organism in Eukaryota, Metazoa, Chordata, Amphibia, Anura, Ranidae.